Molecule: messenger RNA, 625 nt
Organism: Hyaloscypha bicolor E
Lineage: Eukaryota; Fungi; Ascomycota; Leotiomycetes; Helotiales; Hyaloscyphaceae
Exons: 1
Coding region: 118-540 (140 amino acids)
Source: RefSeq, a predicted model, not a curated record
GUGAGGCUGUGCAAUGAGCACAUACAAUUUAGCUUUUUACCAUGCUGCAGCGCCUAUGGAACCGGCACAAAGAGCGGGUCUUCAAACAUUGGUGAAGAUCGCGGCUGCUGCCAUGUCAUGUUCCAUGUUCACAUCUUGAGUCUCCUCCACAGCGCGCUUGGAAACUCCUUGACUUCUGCGAUCCCUCCUGGCUUCCCAGGAGCGCGGAUGUUGACUGACGUUCGACGGCGUGCGCUUGCUUACCCUACCGUCUUUGGCCAUACCAGAAAUAGAUUAGGAGCCGGAGCGGAGCCAGGGGUCUGCGGCCCAGCGGCGAGCCAAGGCAAAAACGAGCCAGAGCUAGUAGAGCCUAGAGGCCUCAUGUCCGGCCGCCUUCUCCACAGCUCGUCGUCAGUCGUUGCUCCAUCCCAUGGAAAAGUUAGGUAUCAUCAUAUCAGAGAUUCGAGAACGCGAGGAUCCCAGGGCGAGAGCCGGUUUAUCCCCAUGGCGGAGCUGCGACCGGAUAUUUCACGCUUCGUUUCCUUCAUGCACACAUGCUGAUUGCUGGCAUGCUUUGGCCGCGAAGAGAGUGCUCCCCGUGGCCAACCCAACCAGCCAACCUCCAGCCAACCUCCCUCUUGACGUU